This is a messenger RNA of Vitrella brassicaformis, 983 nucleotides long. The record is from the annotation of a GenBank genome assembly. Lineage: Eukaryota; Vitrellaceae.
CGUGAAUAUUGACGUCACCAAGAGAUCUUGCCGGGGAGAGGCUGAAUGCGUUAAUCUGGCGAAGACAGCCCCUCCCUCCCUCUUUCCGGUGGAUAUUCACUCAAUUGCAGAAGCAGCGUUGAUAAAUUCCAUGCAACAGUUCACUCUCAAUAAGCCUCAGAGGUCCUUUUUUUUAUGAUGGUAACGCCGAAGCUUUGAAACGCGUGGUAACGCCAUUCCGAAACUUUGAAACGUCGCGACGUCAAAAUCAGCUCAAAAAUGCGACCGGCGAUAAGCUUAUCCGCGUUCCUUAUCCUCUUCGCUGUGGUGCUCCCCCUGGUAGGAGCACAGGGCACAAGAGAUGACGACGGAAGACAAAUUAAGAGACAAUGUGACGGGGAAGGGUGUGGAGCUCCGCCUCCCCCCAGGGUGCCUACGCCUGAGACUGGCUACUGCGACACUGAAGAAUUCCCAGACUUGGGUCCUGCCACGGACCCGGCACGCGUUUGCACCCCAAUCGACGAUGACGAUGACGAUGACAAUGACGAUGACGAUGACGAUGACGAUGACGAUGAUGACGACCGCCGCCGCCGGCGUCUCAGGGAUAAGUCUGCCAUGAAGCGACGCCUUCAGGAUGACGACGACGAUGAUGACGACGGUAAGGUCGGGAGGGGGGAGGGGGAGGAAGAGGGAGACACAAGAGUACAAUUUCCCUGCUUUGUCCACCUUCUUUAGACGAUGAAGACGGAAAACCGCUGCAAGAACGUUGUGAGAAAGCCCGUUGUUGUUUUACGGAGGAACCGGUUGACGGCGAGCAGUGCUUCUUCUCGAGUAAGGAUAGAAGUCUGAGCCCCAAAGAUGGCACAUGUAUGUGUUGCCAUGUGCUACGUUGUGUCUCCUGUUGCAGAAUGCCCAUUGGGCGACGAGGGGCGCGAAGAGCAGCUGGUAAGACACGAAAGAAUAUAGCUGCAAGUGAUUGAUUGUGGUAGUGAUAUCUUUCUUUA